AUGUUGCAGUUGAGGGCUGCGCGGGAAUGGACGAGUCGUGGUACGUGACGCCACCGGCUUGCUUCACCCGGCCCGGACCGGUUCACGUGGAAACGUCGCCCCUGGAGAACCUCCUGAUCGAGCACCCGAGCAUGUCCGUGUACGCGGGCGCCUCCCUGAGCGGCAGCACCACGGCCAGCGCGAGCCUCAUCAGCAGCAGCGACGCCGCCCUCGUCGACCUGGACGAGGACGGCAACGCCGCCGUGGCCGCCAGCCCGACUCGCGAGGUGCCCGACCGCAACAAGCCGCGCCCCUUCCCCAAGAGAUUACCGGCAAAGUCCUCCCCCGGCGCGGCCCAGAGCAACGACCGCCGCGCCAAACGCUGUCCACCCCGAGCCACCUCGUCGUCCAUGAUGUCCUGGACGACCGUCGACGCGACCAGCCUCGAGGUCACCGCGACGCCAACGACCACGACCAGGCAGAAGCGCCAGAAGCCGGCCGAGCUCAGGCACCGCAACAAGAACACCAAACUCCGGAUUCCCGGGAAGCUGGAGGAGAUGCAGAUCAGCGAAGAGCCGGUGGUUGCCACCAACGAGUCCAAGGCGAUGACGAGCGAGUUGACGCCGGUUGAGCCAUGCAAGAAGCUCGAGGUCCCGAGGCAAAAGGUCCUGGACGACCAACACCGGAACAUCCUCAGGUGGUGGCACAUGAGGCCGCAGACCAUCAAGCCGGCCCUGGCUCCGCUGGUGCCACCGGCGCCCUGCUGUGCCGGCCAGUGCGUUGUUCUCAAGGGCCAGGCUGGCGGCAGCAGGGGUGGUGGUAAGAGUGGCCAGCAGAGGCGACAGAACCUCGAGAACCAGGAGAACAGGCAGCCUGCACGGCCGAGGCUGCAGCAACGACAACAACAACAGCAGCAGCAGCCAAACAGCAGCGUGGCCGAGCGCACGAGGCGGACGAGUAUGAGGGACAUGAGGAACACGUCUGCCGAAGAGGACGCUUGCGUCUCUCAGAUCCACUCGGCUCAGCAGGUGCUGCAGAAACGUAGUACGCAGACGGCCAAGCGCAACCGGCUCGAUCGUGCUAACAAGGUUAGGGAGGUGGCGAGCGGCAAGUCGCGGCGCCCGCGUCGCCAGGAUCGUCUGCGGCUUAACAACAGCAACGCCAACAACAACCGCAAAUGCUAGUCCCUUCAGAUCUCAAGGCCAGGGUGCACGUUCCGAUGAGAACACGAGAGAGAAAGAGAGUUUAUUAAUUAAUGGGCCGACACACGUAUGCUCAUAUACAUAUACGAUGAUUUAUUAUGAUGAUGAUGAUGAUGAUGAUGUGUAUUUGAGAGAGGAUCUAUAAUAGGUAUAAUUAUAUCAGUUGAUUAUUAUUAUUCUCAAUAUUAUUUUAUCUGGAUAAAAAAAAGGUCGUUACAAUAUCACGAAGCUAUGCGAGGAGUGUUUUGAAUAUUAUUACCUAUAUGCAAACAAAAAUAGAAUUAGGCGCGAGCGCCUGAACUUUUUGCCGGAUCGAACUGAAAUUUCGAAACAAAAAUAUCGCGGUGCGUUUUUAUGUUUCCGUUGGUGAGGCAAAGGCAACGCUUUGCUUAUUGCAGAAAAUUUGUGUUUCGAUUACAUGUGUAUACAAACGCACGCGAUUCGUUCCAUGUGUAAACUGACUACUUUCUAAUCGUUUCGAAUGCAUCUUUCGAAACGUUGCGUUGCACGUGCUCGGCAACGUUUGCAAUUAGUUCGGUUCGAUAAGAGCAUAACGGAGCGAACGCGAAAAUGAAAAAUUGAACGAAGCGACGGAAACGAGCUCGGGGAGUCGAAUGCCUUCUUCCUCGGAUAUAGUUGUUGCACAUUAUUUGAGUAUUUUUCGGAGGGAAGGCAGCGACUCUCGCACUCGACGCAACUGAUUAUUAUUUAUUCUUUUUUUUUUU
Messenger RNA from Copidosoma floridanum, 1906 nucleotides. It is a transcript of the gene TP53INP, whose product is annotated as Tumor protein p53 inducible nuclear protein. NCBI's taxonomy places the organism in Eukaryota, Metazoa, Arthropoda, Insecta, Hymenoptera, Encyrtidae. The record is from RefSeq and is a predicted model, not a curated record. Gene Ontology annotation, cellular component: autophagosome; nucleus. Gene Ontology annotation, biological process: autophagosome assembly; positive regulation of DNA-templated transcription.